CUCUUUCCGAACAAAACAAUAUCCUGAUUUUAUCAUAUCAUAUAGUGAAAAAACUCGCACUUACGUAUAAAGGAUGUGGUUAGUAUAAUUCACAUUAUUCAAACAAGGUUUCAAUGGCUGGUCCACUUUCGAAUGACAGCCAUGUCUACAAGCGCCUAUACGGCUCUGAUGUCAAGUAAACGCAAGGUGAGUUAAUAUUAAUACAAUUACUUGUGUUAUUGUUUAUUUACCAUUACAUGGAAGCAUUAAGACGAUUUCGUCUUCAUAUACAUUGUUUUUUUCAGCAAUUUGAGUUGUUUUUACAGGACGAAUACCUUAAAUAUUAUUGAAGCUAGCAAAGUUGGUUGAUUUCUACUGUUCUUGCUUAAACUGUACCGUGGGAUAUAAAUAACUAUAUUCCGACUACCAGGUGUCAAAUAUAUUACUACUAAGACAUACGAUAUUGGUCUUCACAAACUUCGUAUUAAUUGAAUGGGUGAAAAAUUGUUUAUGCGUGGCUCGUUAAUUCUAAAUAUUUAGCAUCAUCGCUACCGGACUUUUUCCUACCUAUGCCGUUCGGAAAGACGACCGUUUUUAAGUUGUUGCACAAUUAUUUUCAGUCAAAUAAGUCAACGGGAGUGUGCCAACUUUGAGGGGCGUGGUGUUAGUGCAUAAACUUCAUCUGACACACUAUGUGCUUCUGUUGAUCGCAUAAUCAACAUGAGCCUAGGGAAACGGAUCGUUCUAGUCUUUUAGUAACUUCGUUUGGUGACAUAAAGGUGGCAAAAGUUAAGAUCACUCCUAAGUCUUCCAUACCAGGAUGAUAGGCCUGUUCUCAACAUCCCAGUUCCUUGAGUUCUGUAUCUCAGUUGGUAAGCUGUCUCUGACUCGUUUCUCCUUGUAGUCCAUUUCCGUCUAAUUAGUCUUGUUUUGACCAGAGUAGCUUUUUCAUCCAGGUUGGUGUUCACAACCGAAAAUGUUACUUAUGUAGAGAUAUUUAAGGGAUAAGUUAUAUACCGUAACAUAUUGAUGGCAUUCACUUAUGCGUUUUUAGAGUUUAAAAGAGGUUUAAUAAUUACACAAAACGGUUUCACUCAUAUGAUGGUUCCAAAGUAGUUUCAGGGUCUUAAGAUAUCGGGUUAAAUGUAUAUGGACAGUGAAUAAAGUGAUAAAUACAAGGCGUAACAUGGUUUGUUGCCUGAUUGUUGUGAUCUUGCUACAAAGUAGAUAGUUGAUGUACUAAUUUCAAUAUUGUUAAGACUACUAUGACACACAUGGUAGAGAUUGUGACAAGUCUGUAUACUCGGUUUUGGUUCGUAUUGUGUUCAGGCUAAUUAUGCUUUUCGGUGGAGAGGAAUUCGGGUCUGUGUCUUAUAGGUUUACAAACUUGCUCCAGAUAGGUAUCAAAACAUUAGUGUAUGCUGUUUUUCAGCUUAUCAGUAUUACUUAACUAUCUCCAGAAAUACUCAGUUCCCGUAUUAGUUUCACUGUAUGUUAUACAAUUUAAACAAAAAAUCCCAAUGGAAUAGGUUCCUUACAUAAAGUCACUCAACUGGGAAUUAAUGAUGGGAUCGUAUAAUCACGUAUAAAGACUAUAUUUGGUGUGGAAGCAGGCUGGUAUCCUAGCUUCAUUUAGUUCUCCAUAAGAACUCUAGGAAUGGUAAAUACAGCUUAGUGUGCAUCAGGGCAGUUUGUCGAUGUAAUCUGUCUAGAGACUCAAUCGAAAAUUAUCAACUAGUACACUCCCUCUAGAUUCCGCUUUGUCACCUACAAGACAUUACUGUCUCAUGAGAAAUCAAUGAUAUGGGGCCCUAGGGCUAGUCCUUUUACAUAGCGAAUAUGUAAGAUAUAACCAGCCUAUCUUAAAGCCUUUAAGUUAUAAGGUCCAGAAAUAUAAAAAUACUUUAACAAUACUUACAAUUGAGUGCAUCAACUGCACAGUAUAACAAGGCUUAUAGGAUUGGGGAAAUCCUGUUUUUUUUCAUGAGCCGUAUUCUUUGUACUACUCACUUGAAUAACUUUAUAAAUCGACCUGUGUAACAGCGUGAUGAAGCUAAUGGAUUUAUAAUGAACGGAAAUGGUCAUGCUCCAAUGGAAACUGAUACUAACGAAAACAAAAAGUCAAGAAUUGAAUAUGUUGAAACUGUUCCAUCAAAAGUUGUUCAUAUUCGUAACAUGCCAGACGAUGCUACAGAACAUGAAAUCGCUCUUCUCGGCAUCCCGUUCGGUUUGCUAGAAAACAUGGUGCUUUCUAAAAAAGCUAACCAGGCUCUGUUGGAAAUGCAAUGCCUAGAGAGUGCGAUCAUGAUGGUUUCGUACUAUCGCGAAUACCAAGUUACGCUAAGAGGACGCACUCUGGUCAUGCAGUAUUCUAAACACCAACAUCUCGAAUUACAUUCGGAAAACAGUAGCAUAGGCAAUGCAAUUCAGAACGCAAAUUGCAUCGUUCAACAGGAUCUCAGCGGCGCUAAUUCUGGGAUGCCUACUACAGUUCUGCGUGUUGUUGUUGAUAACAUAAUGGGACAGCAGAUCAACCAUACUAUUCUACACAAGAUAUUUUACCGAUAUGGAAAAAUACUAAGGAUUGUUACCUAUCUGAAAAACAACCAGUAUCAUGGACUAGUCGAGUUUGGUAAUCAUAUUCAUGCAUUUGUUGCAAUGCUACAUUUAAACGGCCAAAACAUAUACACUGGAUGCUGUUCCCUGCGUGUGCAAUUUUCGAAAAAUCGUGGUCCAUUGGAAGUUCGUCAAGAGAGUGAUAAAUGCAGAGAUUAUCUCAAUAAUCCACUAACUGAGGAGGAGUUAAUGUCUCUUCGAAGACCCACAGCUGGGAGUGAAAGACAUCAUAGCAACAAUCCUGGUCAUGUUUCUUCAAAUUUCCAAAAUUCCGUCGUACCGAAUAUGGCACACCAAGGUAUCCAUCUCCCGGUUGGGAUGAUUGCACCUCCAAAUACGAGCAAUAUGGGGAUUAACGAACUGACUGCUCAGUUAGCAGCACUAGCUCAGCAGUCAGGUUUGGCUCUUACUCCUGCAGCAGUAGCUGCCACUGCAAGUUUCAUGGCUCUUACAUCACAAAAUAGCGGUCCAGGUUCUCAGUCUAUGUCAGGAACUCCUAAUCUGUCCACUAUACUAGCAGCACUUCAGGGUGGUGCUGUUCAAACUGGGGUGCUCCCCCAUAUGUCUGGCGGUAACACAAGUGUUAUGGGAUCUGUGCAGACACCUGUCUCUUCUCACGUGACGCCUGUUGGAGUUCGUCCCCCUCCUAAUAAUAAUGGAAGCACAGUCCUGAUUGUAUCAAAUCUGAAUGAAGAUAGGGUUUAUCCGGAUGCUCUUUUUACACUUUUUGGUGUAUAUGGAGAUGUCACUCGCGUGAAAAUUAUGUUCAAUAAGAAAGACACAGCCCUGAUUCAAUUUACCGAUCCUCACCAGGCUCUUACAGCUUUACAGUUUCUGAAUGGCCAGCGCCUCUGGGACAAACCGAUGAAAAUUGCAGUGUCUCGACAUAAUAUUGUUCAGCUACCGAAAGAGGAUACUGAAAAUGGUUUGACCAAAGAUUAUACUAACAGUCUGUUGCAUCGUUUUCGAAAGCCCAAUUCAAAAAAUUUUCAAAAUAUUUACCCUCCAAGUCACGUUCUUCAUUUGAGUAACAUCCCUCCUUCGGUAACUGAAAACGAUAUACGUGUGUUAUUUGCAACUAAAGGAUUUGAAGUUACUGGGUUUCGGUUUAUGAAGGAUAACAAAAUGGCACUCGUGCAGUUGGAAACAGUUGAUCUGGCUAUUCAGUCUCUUAUCGAAUUGCACAACAGCCAGUUGACAGAAAAUUCUCACUUACGGAUCAGCUUUAGUAAAUCGGCUGUUUGAAAUAUGUUGUUUUUCCUACCAUAUUGCAUGUAAUGCUGAUAGCUGUCUGUCAGGAAAUAAUCUUGCAUACUAUCCGUGCUCUCCCAGCCUACCUUUAUUCGAAGGUUUGAUUUUAUCUUCUCAAUUUUCAUAUUGGCGUUAUCAUGUUGAUAGUCAUCAAAAAAUGUAUUUAACGGUAUCAUAUUUUUGUUUUUUUGCUUUUUAAGUGGGAAUUAAAAAAAUGCGCUUGAAAUCAUGUAACAGUUGUGUCUCCAAAUAAUACUAAUAAUACUUUUUUCAGACAAUGAUAUUGCUUAGAGUAAAAGUUACUGUGAGUGCCACUUCUCCCAUAUUGUUCUUUGAAUCUUUGUUUUACGUACUUCGCAAUGCGGUUUACUCCGUUUCAUCAUUGUCCAUAUUUGUGUCGAAUAUUAUGACAGCUUGUUUUGACACUAGAAUGUUUGUCGAUUUCUAUCAAAUACACUAUGGUUAAAGGUCUAUACUUCAUUAAGGGAAUACUUCAGGCUCCUGUCGAUUCAGUUGUUAGUAGUACUGUUUUCGAUUUGUUGAUAUACGAUUAACGCACCAAUUGUUCUUGCCGAAUAGUAAACUUUUUAGUUGCUUGGGAUUAGAUAGAACAUGGUCAUAGUUUGAGAGAAAUGUGACCAAUACUGCAUUACUGUCCUUUACGGUUGACCUUCACUGGACCAACGCAUUCUCUAGGUGUUUCAGCCUAAAAAGUAAGUUACGCAAACAUAUUGUGAUCGAAUGCGUUUAGUCACAUUAUUGACUUUCCAAUUGUUGGUGCGUUCAUUAAGUUCAACACCUUUCUGAUUGUAAUUCUUACUUGCGUUGCUGAGAAUAUAUGGACCUCAGUGCGUUUUUUAAAAAAAUUGACUGUCUCUUAGUAUUCUUCAUGUAAAAUAAAUCCCAAAAAAGGAGUCAAUCAUUUGCAACAUAG
This is a messenger RNA of Schistosoma haematobium, 4780 nucleotides long. Its product is annotated as Polypyrimidine tract-binding protein 2. Gene Ontology annotation, molecular function: mRNA binding. Gene Ontology annotation, biological process: regulation of RNA splicing. The transcript is spliced from 11 exons. Bases 2047 to 3840 code for a protein of 597 amino acids. The record is from RefSeq and is a predicted model, not a curated record. NCBI's taxonomy places the organism in Eukaryota, Metazoa, Platyhelminthes, Trematoda, Strigeidida, Schistosomatidae. Gene Ontology annotation, cellular component: nucleus.